Messenger RNA from Meloidogyne enterolobii, 411 nucleotides. Lineage: Eukaryota; Metazoa; Nematoda; Chromadorea; Rhabditida; Meloidogynidae. The record is from the annotation of a GenBank genome assembly.
AUGGCAGAAAAAUUGCCUUUUGCUGAUUGUUCUUUUGAUAUAAUAAUUAACGUGGAAAGUAGCCAUUGUUAUGGGGAAGGAGAAAUGGAAUUCUUUCAUGAAGUUAGCCGAGUUCUCAAAAAAGGAGGUUAUUUAUGUUGGACAGACAUUAGAACAUCCAAAGGAUUAAAAUUAACAUUAGAAUAUGCAGAAAAUUCAAAAUUAAAAUUAAUUUCUCCUCUAACAAAAAUAAAUAAACAAAUUCUUCGAGGAAUUAAAAAGACUUCUUCAAGAUAUGAAUUGUUAUUGGAAAGGGCCCCCUUUUGGAUUAAAAUAUUUGGAAAUAAUUUUAGAAAAGUUUUUGCCCCAAAUAGGGAAAAAUUGGAAAAUGGAGAGCAUUUGUAUAUGCUUGGAUGUUGGCAAAAAAGUUAA